AUGGUCGUCAUCAUGCUCCGCCAAUUGCUGCUCGUCGGUCUUCUCCUGCUCCUCGCCAUCCACCUUCCCGGCGCUCAUGCUCAAGAGAAUGCCCUCUGCCACUGCCCUGUGGCCCCCGAUGCGAUCUGCGACAACCAUUCGAACAUCAAGAUAUUCAACAAGACGCUGUGGCUGAACUGCAACUUCGACCUGUUCAUCGAGAAAGAAGGGGGAUGCUCGACGAAGGAUCAGCCGAAGGAUGGGCCGAAGGGGAUCUACGACCACUACCACUACCACCACCACGACAACAACGACGACUACAACUACAACUACCACCACAACUACCACCACAACGACGACCACUACAACAACGACCACGACCACCACAACGACCACCACCACAACGACCACCACUACAACGACCACCACUACAACGACCACCACCACCACAACGACCACCACUACAACGACCACCACCACCACAACGACCACCACUACAACGACCACUACAACGACCACUACCACUACAACGACAACGACGACUACGACUACGACUACCACAACUACAACGUCUACAUGGGCUCGAUUUGGCGUUUACGCGCCCAAACCGGAUGCCCGGAAGUGCACGCCGCUGCGCAGUACUAUCUACACCCAGGCCACUCGUAUAUGUCGAAGGAUCCACGCUGUAGAUACCAUCAUCUUUAUGCCAUCCAUUUGCACCAAGAGCUUGGGAGCGAUGAUUGGUUUCACUUCACCCAGGAAGGCCCUUACUAUAAGCCAGACAAGCGCCUCCGUCGUGAAGUUGCGGUUUCUGGAGCUCCAAUCAAGCGGAUCCGACUUCGUCAGCGCUCCAAGCGAGAUGACGACCCGAACGUGUUCAUCUACUACCCGAUCAACCCCACUUACAACCCCAAGUGCCGCCGGGAAGAUUUUGACAAACUGAGCGCGAAUGAACUGGCAUUGGCGUCGAUGAAGCUGCAUUUUGGAUGUUACGAAGGGACAUGGUGCGAGGAGCAGAAUGCCUUUCCUAGUGAAAUCUUGGCCAAUGCCUCGCUGGCCCGCAUCUGCUACCCGCGUCCGUUGAAGACCUACAUCCUCGGCAAGGGCAGAUACAAGCCGUGGUGCACCGAUCCUCACGGCAAUCAGUUCGAGCCGAAGAAUGUGGCGAGUUGGGGAUGUAUGGUACUACCGUUCUGCAAGCUGGACCAACCGGGAGAACUCGAUGAACAAAAAUACCUGAGGCCUAUAGCUGAAAACGGCGAUCUGCUGAACUGCAUGGAUAUUUGCCCAAGAAACGCGAAUGGCCGUGGAUUGACGGACAAACCGGAUUGUCGGCCCAUCCCAAGCAAUCCGGAAAACGACUAUUUCGGUGUCCUCAAGAUUACGGAAAAGAUGGAUUGGUGCGACGUGGAGAAGUCGCGUCUCAAAGACCCGUGGUCACUCAACCCACCGUGCAAUCCGAUUCCGCAGUGCCGCGGAAAUGUCGACGGACGUGCACCGGAUGCGAGGGAUUGGCGCAAGAAUCUGCUGUACUACCAAAAAAAUGUCGCCGGUGUCCCAUGCGUCGUCUACAAGCAGUGCAGUGCUUUGACGGAAGAGGAGAGACUGAAAUACCAUUGCGUCGGCUCGAUCGUGACAACGAGCACGACAAAAGCCUCGACGACGACAACGGCAAAGACGACUGCAAAGACGACGACCGAGAAACCGAAUGACGGGCUGGGAGAUGAG
Molecule: messenger RNA, 1707 nt
Organism: Mesorhabditis spiculigera
Lineage: Eukaryota; Metazoa; Nematoda; Chromadorea; Rhabditida; Rhabditidae
Source: the annotation of a GenBank genome assembly